Molecule: messenger RNA, 9841 nt
Organism: Dunckerocampus dactyliophorus (ringed pipefish)
Lineage: Eukaryota; Metazoa; Chordata; Actinopteri; Syngnathiformes; Syngnathidae
Gene: cacna2d2a
Product: calcium channel, voltage-dependent, alpha 2/delta subunit 2a
Exons: 39
Coding region: 325-3666 (1113 amino acids)
Cellular component (GO): voltage-gated calcium channel complex
Molecular function (GO): voltage-gated calcium channel activity
Source: RefSeq, a predicted model, not a curated record
UCCGUAGGAGAGAGUGGGGAGCGAGAGAGGGAGGGAGGACAGCCCAAAUAGUGCACAUCAGCAGGCGUCGGAGCAUCUUCCUCAUCGUCAUCUCCAUCGAGCGAGCCUCGGUGUGACAUUCUUAACGGGAGCUGGCGGAAGUCGUCCUCAAGCCUCCGCACAUCCAUCCAUCCAUCCAUCCAUCCUCCCAGCAGCAGCAGCUCCCGGCGCGCACUUUUUCCUCCGGAGCGUCGUUAUUCUUAGCACAGCUGCAGGGAGACUGUCCCGUCCUCACGGCCCUUUGGCUUAUUUAUCCCAGUUUUCCUGAAUAUUUCAUGGGAAAAAAUGGCGAUCUGUGCCCAGUCGUACGGCAUGUUGUGCCUCUUCAGCAUCCAAACUGUCCUUCUCAUGUGCGUGUCCACGCCGACUGCCGGGACACACCACUUCCCCCAGCACUACACAAUGAUUCACUGGGCUGGACGCAUCGAGAAGGAGCUGGAAAAAGUUCUGCAGCACGUCACUGGGACUCAGCAAAUGAGAUCGAUUUAUAACGAGAAGAAGAGCCAGUUUGAAAUCAAGAGAAACAACCCCAAGGACCUCGUGGAGAGAGUGGCGCGGGACAUUUCCAAGCUGCUAAACAGCAAGAGGAAAGCCCUGGAGAAACUGGCCAGGGAGGCGGAGCAGCUUCAGAAGGAUCACGAAUGGCAAGAUGGCGUUACGGAGAAUGCCAUUUCAUACUACGAUUCCAAAGCGGAUUCAGACUAUGCGGAGGACGGAGAAGAAGAGAAUCCGCUGGAAAGCGCGUCCUCCGUGGAGCUGGAGUUUGUGGACGAUCCUAAUUUCAAAAACAAGGUCAACUACUCUUCCAGCGCCGUCCAGAUUCCAACCGACAUCUACAAAGGCUCUCCUGUCAUCCUCAACGAGCUGAACUGGACCCAGGCCCUGGAACGGGUCUUCAUCGAGAACCGCCGAGAGGACAGCUCCCUGCGCUGGCAGGUGUUCGGCAGCGCUACAGGCGUCACUCGCUACUACCCGGCCACUCCAUGGAGAGCACCCAACAAGAUUGACCUCUACGAUGUCCGCCGAAGGCCCUGGUACAUUCAAGGUGCGUCUUCUCCAAAAGACAUGGUCAUCAUCGUGGAUGUGAGCGGGAGUGUCAGCGGCCUCACUCUAAAGUUGAUGAAGACCUCGGUCAUCGAGAUGCUGGACACGCUCUCAGAUGACGACUACGUGAACGUAGCCAGAUUUAAUGAGAAGGCCGACGCUGUGGUUCCGUGCUUCAGGACUUUGGUCCAAGCCAAUGUGCGCAACAAGAAGAUCUUCAAGGAGGCCGUCAUGCACAUGCAAGCCAAAGGAACCACCGAUUACAAGUCUGGCUUCACGUUUGCCUUUGAACAGCUGCUGAAUGAGACCGGCGCUCCGAGGGCCAACUGCAAUAAGAUGAUAAUGAUGUUUACAGAUGGCGGGGAGGAUCGGGCACAGGAAAUUUUUGAGAAGUACAACUGGCCCAACAAAACGGUGCGUGUAUUCACCUUCUCAGUGGGCCAGCAUAAUUAUGACGUCACCCCCUUGCAGUGGAUCGCCUGUGCCAACAAAGGUUACUACUUUGAAAUCCCGUCCAUCGGAGCCAUCAGAAUCAACACCCAGGAGUACCUGGAUGUCCUUGGAAGACCCAUGGUGUUGGCUGGCUCUAAAGCCAAACAGGUGCAGUGGACCAACGUCUACCAGGAUGCUUUGGGUUUGGGCCUUGUCAUCACGGGGACAAUGCCGGUCUUCAACCUCACUGCUGACAGUGCAAGCUCGCAGAACCAGCUCAUCCUUGGAGUCAUGGGAGUAGACAUUGCCAUCAACGAAAUCAAAAAGAAGACGCCCACAUACAGACUGGGAGCCAAUGGCUACACCUUUGCAACAGAUCCAAACGGUUACGUCCUGCUUCAUCCUAACCUGCGACCAAAGAUCAUUAACUUCAGGGAGCCUGUCACUCUGGACUUUCUCGAUGCAGAACUGGAGGAUAGCAACAAGGAGGAGAUCCGAAGACAAAUGAUUGAUGGCAAAUCGGGGCAGAGGAAAAUCAAGACGCUCAUUAAGUCGGUUGAUGAGAGGUACAUCGACGAGGCCGUGCGGACGUACACGUGGACGCCUGUGGAGGGCACAGACUACAGUCUGGGGUUGGUGCUGCCCACGUAUAGUGAGAACCACAUCAAGGCCAACCUUAGUGACCAGAUCCUCCAGGUGCGGUUGUCAUACAUCAAGGAUUUUGAGUCACUGCUGCCAAACAGUUUUGAGUCUGAAGGACAUGUAUUCAUUGCUCCCAGGGAAUACUGCAACGAACUGGAAUUGUCCAACAACAACACGGAAUUCCUGCUCAACUUCAUAGCGCUCAUGGAGAAAGUGACCCCCGACUCCAAACAAUGUGACAAUUUGUUGCUUCACAACCUGAUCCUGGACACGGGCAUCAUCAGGCAGCUGGUGGACAAAGUGUGGAAGAACAAAGACUUGAACACAUAUGGCUUUCUGGCCGUGUUUGCUGCAACUGAUGGAGGAGUUACCAGAGUGUUCCCCAACAAGGCGGCAGAAAGCUGGGAGGAAGACCCCGAGCCGUUUAACGCCAGCUUUUACCGCCGCAGUCUGGACAACAAGGGCUACAUCUUCAGAGCGCCUUAUCGCACAGCCCGAGACGAGCUUCUCAACCCAGAGAACGACACCAUCGGCAUCCUCGUCAGCACGGCGGUGGACAUCACAGUGGGAGGGAAGACCAUCAAACCAGCAGUCGUUGGAGUGAAACUGGACCUUGAAGCCUGGGUGGACAAGUUUAAGAUUCUUGCCAGUAACCACACUGACAACCGUCAAGGCUCACACACGUGUGGACCCAACAGAGGCUGUGAGAUGGACUGUGAAGCCAACAGUGAUGAUCUGCUGUGUUAUUUAAUAGACGACGGCGGCUUCCUGAUCAUGUCCAACCAGAAGGACGACUGGAACAAGGUGGGCAUGUUCUUCAGCGACGUGGACCCCAACUUGAUGUUUGCGCUCUACAACAAUUCCUUCUACAACCGCAAACAGUCCUUUGACUACCAGUCCGUGUGUGAGCGCAUGCCCAACAGCGAGGCCGGAGCUGCACCACGAGGAGUCUUUGUGCCCACAGUUGCAGAUUUUGUCAACUUGGCUUGGUGGACUUCAGCAGCUGCAUGGUCAUUGUUCCAGCAGUUCAUGUAUGGACUGGCUUAUCACAGCUGGUUUGUCACAGACGAGGUGGACGCAGAGGGGAUCGACUCCAAAGAGAGAAGCUGUGUGAUGAUCCAGACUCAGUACUACCUGAGCAACCUCAGCAGCUCCUACAACAUGCUGCAAGACUGUGGCAACUGCUCCAGGCUGAUUCACGCCAAGAAGCUGAACAACACCAACUUGUUGUUUGUGGUGGCUGAGAAGAUGCCCUGCAACACCUGCGAGAUGGACAAGCUGUCCCAGGAGGAAGAGGAGUUCAAGGAGGAGAAUCCAUGUGAAGAAAUGAGUGUAGCGCGCUAUAGAAAAGGACCUUCCACCUGCUUUGACAACAACAUCGCUGAGAACACGUCAGACUGUGGGCGGGGCCACUCCCUCCAGCCUUGCCUCUACACUUUACUGCUGAUUCAGCUGCUUCUGCUUUAUCCUGUGGUCAGCCCUCACGCUCACUCUCUACUACUACAUUAAUCUACGAGCACACACAAACACCCUUUUAGCUUCUCCCCUCACGACUACCACCACCCAACAUAGUUUUAUCGCCAAUGAUGGGACUUCCCAUCUUAGCGGGUCGGAAGCCCUGAGCGCCGCCUUCUCGCCAGCUCGCUUUGCUCACAAUGUGUGUCCUCAGCCGAGGUCGUCCCACCGUCCCUCCCCACGUGAGAAGUAGAAAAUGUCAUGUCACUUUUUUCAAGUUACUUUUUGUUGGCAAAAAAAGGGACUGUCUUUAUUUAUGCACUCAAAUAUCUACUUGCCAAAAUGAGAUAGACUUUCAUGUGGUCUUACUUUUGUAGCCAAAAAGACACACUUACAUGACUCAUGAGAGGGACGUGAGGCAUGCUCGUAUUUCAAGAGAAAGACACAUAAAGGCCGGUAUUGUCACGGCAUGAUGCGCUCAUAUUCACGACGUGAGGCUCACACACGAGUGAUACAUUCAGUAGUUAGCAUAGAUGAAGAGCCAUGUGGUGUCCUAGAUUACACAAAACAAACCUCUCUGACCAAACAUCACCUCUGACGCAACUCAUCAGGCUUCUAUGCGGCCACGCUGAAAAGAAAACAUUACACGACCACAAAAAAGGUGUUAUAUUGCAAUUUUCUGUAAAUAAAGACAUCACUUUAUGAGAAAAAAACCCAUCAUCUUACCACUUAAGGAUGUAAUCUUACAAAAUAAAGUCAUUUUAUGAGAAGUCGUAAUCUUACCAAAAAAAAAAGUACAUUUUCAGUAAAUAUUGACGUGAUUUUGUGGGAAAAAAUGAUUUUGCGAGGAAAAAAAUAUUUCUUUUGGCGAGGGGAGAAGUCCUAAUCUUACCCAAAAAAAGACAUUUUCGAAGAAUAAAGUAUAAUUUUACUACAACAAAGUGAAAUCAUAACGUGCUGCAUAAUCUUAGAAGCAUGAAGUUGUUUUACAUGAAGUCAUCAUUUUAUGAGAAAAGUCCUGUUUUCAUGUGAAAUAAUUACCACCCCCGAAAAUGUCCAUUUUACGAGUAAAGCAUAAUCUUACAAGAAGUCAUAUUCUUUUCAGAAAAAAAGAAAAUUAAAAAGAAAAAUUUAUGAGAAAAAAAAUCAAUCUUAGCAAAAAAAAGAAAAAUAAUACAAAAUAAAUCUUAAUCUUGCAACAAUGAAGUUGUAAUAUUACGAGAAAGAAGUCCUCAUCUUACGAGAGCAAAGUCUUAAUCAUACAAGAAUAAAUGAUACUCUUGCAAGAGUUAAGCUGACAAGUAGUAAGUCCUGCUCUUGCAGGCAUAAAGUCGUAAUUGUACAAGAAUAAAGUUGGAAUCUAACUUUUGUCAGAAGUUACAAUUGUACAAAAAUAAAAAUGGAAUCUUGCAAUUAAGUCUUACUCUUGCAAAAAUGAAGUCCUAAAGUCAUAAUUGUACAAGAAUAAAGUGGGACUCUAACAAUUAAGUCCUGCUCUUGCAAGAAUGAAGUUGCAGUCUUAAGAGAAUAUAGGCCAACUCUUUGUACAAGAACAAGAACAAAGUCGCAAUCGUACAAGAAUAACAAGCACAAACGUGCACGGUGUCGGCGUUAGGACGAAGACUAUCGCGCUACACUUUUUCUGGUUGAUCUUAUUUCUGCUCAUGACGUUACAGUUUUUAUUUCUUUUCAGCGUGGCUCUGAUCCUUUACAAGCUCCUUCAGUCUGGUCUACUCAAAUAGUCAACACAUUUACUUUAACACGGGCGGUGGGGGGCACUAACUAAAUAUGGCCGUCACACGCAGUAAGUAGAGUAGUCAUGUGAUCGUCAUGUUAGACUGUUUCAUAGUGCCUUGAUGCACUCUGUUGUGGACGACUGUAUAGUACUUUUGUUUUUUUUUUUAAUAAAGCAGCCAUGUUGGAGAAUCAGCUUUUUGUGGAGCACAUUUGCAUCAUCACAUGGUGACGUCAUCAGUCACCAAGCCAUGUAUUGGACGCAGUCUUAUUUGGACAUACCUUUUUACCAAUCGGGCCACAUGACUGCUGUCGUUCUGCCCGAUUCCGUGUGUGUUUGCAUUUGCUGAGUGGAAUGUCGUUGAAAUGUGAGGGGUGACAGUUGGUUUUCUUCUUUGUGUGUUGCAAUCAACACAAAUCAGUGUUUUGGAGGUUUAAAAAACAAACAAAAAAAGGAGGGAUUUACUGCUUGUGCUGAAAGAAUGUGCUUGUCGGUUGAUGUGUUUUAAAAUGCAACGCAGUAAAAACGACGCCUCUAUAUAAAUGCCUUAGUGUCACACACAUACACACAACUCUCAUGCGUUAGCCCUCACACACACAAACACACACUAACGUUACGCCCUCACGCUAAUACUGCACUUCAUCCAUAACAGUUUGUACCCUCUUCAGUGAACGUGUACAUCUUGGAAUCAUCACGAUCCAUGCCCCAAAUGAUAAUACAGUGGAACCUCCAUAAUCCACAGGCAUCGGUUAGAGUGCAAAUAAUCUGUUCCAGGGUCAAACUGCGGCCAUCAAACUGUCUGUUAUUGGUUUUCUUUUUAAGUCUUAAAGUCACAUUGUCAUAUGCUUAACUGUCACAGAAGUGUGAAAAGAAGCUGAGACGAUAACGUAACGUUGUGAGGGUCCUUCGUGUUGUCUAAUUUCCUUUGGAUUUAAGGUUAGCCGUUGUUGUGCUGAGCAGCCUGGACAGAUGCCUGUGACACUUUCUUCAGUUCCAUUGCUGUUUUCUGUGGUGUCGUCACACAAAAUACAACACAAAAAAAAGUAGGGGUGCACGAUAAUUAAGGGUCGAUAUGAGGGAAUUAUGACAUCCUACCGGUAACGUUAAAAAUAGCUUGGAUAACCAAUCUUUUUUUUUUUUUAAACGCUCCAAUGACGCGAGAUCACCAGGACUGAGCAAAUCAAGCGCUCCAUUUUUCCUCCUGCCUGUGACGUCAACAGCCUUUUGUAACUUCCCCUGAGCGCACUUGUAAACAAACAUUCAUUUUCCAUUCUCCGUGGCGUCACAGCGGCUGCUCGGAGCGUGUGCCCGAAUACAGUGCACCUUGCUGGGCCACAGCAGGUGGCUCCCUCCACUCCAUACUCUGGUUCUCCUGAUAGUAGUGAUGUCAUGAUAUUUGAUUAGGACAAAUCAACAGGUACACUUGAUCAAAUCCUAAUUUGUUCCAGUCCUUCGUACCUCCAGGUGUGCACAAACUACUCUUAAAUCUAAAUUUAAAAAGUAAAUACAAAAAACGUUAUUGGUUAUUGGUAUCAUAUUGGUCCACACAGUUAUAGGUAUCGUUUUGGAAAAAAAAGAUAUCGUGCAUCUCUUUAAAAAAAAAAAAAAAGAAAGAAAGAAAGAAAGAAAAAGCAAAACACACUUGUGGCAUCUUGAUGGUGUUGGUCCUUGGAGGUUCCACUGUGUUUAGAAACACAGAAAAAGAAGAAAGUGUGUAUGCAGGGGUCACAUGACAUGCACUUUUCCUUUGCACUCCCGUCCUCUGUCCUGUGCCAGUGUUCAUUCCCAACACUACACGUGCCUCCUUCGUUCUUUCCUGCUCUCUAACACCGCAAAACAAGCACACACACACACACACACACACUUGACAAGUGAGACAUGAUGCUCAUCAAACGGCUUAAUCAUCAUCAUCAUCAUCAUCAUAACGACACUUCACUCACAAUCAGAUGGCAGCCAAGGAUGUUUCAUUACAAGCAGGAGGGACGUCAAAUGGGAGGGGGGAGUGUGUGUGUGUCCACAGUGCGGAAAGGACAUCAUGUGGUCACGUGUCACACAUGAUCACAUGACAAUAUGCUGGAUAAUGCUCACAUAACAAAUACAAUAGCAAGUGUAAGAAGAAAUGAACCCCUGCACAAAACAACAAUGAUAAAAGCAAACGUCCCAGCACCGACAUGCUCCCGUCGCAGCAGCUUCUCCACAAACUGCCAUCGCCAAAAUUCUUGCCCUCUUUCUUCUUAAUCUGCUACGCAGGAUGACUUGGUUAAGAAAAUAUGGACUCCCGUUGAACAAAAUCCUUGAAAUUGCCACAAACACGUUAAGGCGAGCACCGUGUGCCCUGCAGCAGCCUCACACGGGGGUGCGCGUGAUGUCGUGCGUUUGCGCCUGCACGUCACUUCCCGGACGAUUUGCGUUCUCAUUGACACAUCGCAUUUUUUUGGUUAUUUGAACGACCGCAUUGAAAAAAUCAGAUUUUAACCCAAAAAACUGCGAAUUGGGCGUCAACCCCGCAGCGUGAACGUAGCCCUAGUGGCCUUUUUUGGUACUGCUGGAAUUCAGAUGCAGAACUGCUCACUGUUUGCUGAGGCACAUUUUGGAGGUUCUACUGUAUUUUGCCCACCAAAACCAUAGUUUUACCAUCCAGCUCUAAUGUGCGAUAAAUGAUACACUGCAAGAAAACGACGAUACGAUAUUUAGUUUAACGCAUGAUGGUGGAAUGAAUAUAAAAAAUCUUCUACAUUCUAAAACCAACCAUUUUUACUGAUAUAUAAUUUAAAGAUAUACUUAUAACAUUAUUUUAUUACUUGUUCAAUAUUUGAUAUUCCUUAUUAUGUAUUUUAAAUUACAAAAAACAAAUAUUUGUAAUUUUAUUUAAAUAGAAUUCCAAUACAAUCACAUAAAUAAUGGAUUUAUAUUCUACAAAUGAUACUAAAAUGCUUUUCUGCACAUUGUUUUGAGUUCUUUGAGGACGUUGACCCAAUUUCACUAGAGGAGCGCCACCUCCAGGAGCCAUAAAGUAUUGACACUCCUUGGAGAGGAUAUUGAUCACAAAUAUCGAUAUUUGAUGAUCGUGUAUGCAUAUUUAGACGUGGCGCUGCGACCUUCAGGAGGUUGCUAGGGGUGUCACAAGAUCUCGCGAGAUUAAAAAGUGACCAGAUUUGUUGUCUGGUGGGCACUUGGCCUGGGAUGAUGAUGAUAAAUACAUGAACCAAUCACACAAUAAAUGAAAAUGAACUCAAUAGUUUUGCCUGCUUCAAUAUAUCGCUGUGUGCGUGCGUGUCUGUUUUCCUCGUCUCCCGCCUCCAAACAGGCAGGAAGAGGGUUCACUCUGUGCAUUGGUUUUAGCACCUUGACGCGUUUGUUCCGUAGAACAAGAGCAUGAACGGAGUGAGCCCUUUUGUCAGUCAUACAGCCUCUUUGUCUCGGUGGGUGGAGGCGGGGCUGCUAGCAUACACACAGGGUGUAGAAGAGUGUAACAUAGUAGAAAUUAAAAAUGCAUAGAUUGCAAUAUAUUGUCAUCUAUUUUUUUGUAAGUCUUCAUUGUACUUUUCUUAAAAGUAAUGUUAAAAUCUCGUCUCGUUCUCGUAGACCCAAUCUCGUGUAUCAUCUUGUCUCAUGACGCGAGUGUCUCGUGACACCCCUCGAGGUUGCAUUUAAAGGCCAAUGCUGUCCCCUUUUAAAAGAUCUGUCAAACGUGGCCUUGUUUUCCUCUUUUUCCCGUUUUAUUGAAACGAGGCUGCAGAAGUUGACUGCUGUGUUUUUACGUUUUUACAUGUCACCUCGCAUCGUAACAUAAGGCUGUCCUUGUCUGUACGUGCACACACACACACACACACACACACACACACAGCCCUCCCCCGGGGAGAAGGCGAUGUCUUCUGUGAGUUAACAGAUGACUUUUGCCAAAAUUAAAAAUGUAAAAUAAAAAAGAAGUAAAACAAGUCCAACGAGGGAGGGGCGUGAUUAAUAAUCAGUGAUUGUUAUGACGAGCCCAAAAGCAGCGAAGGGAGCCCUGGCUGCACGGUGUUGGGAAAGCCAGUGUGUAUGUGAUUGUGUGUAGUGUGUAGUCUGGUGCUAUGUGACCAUGUUUGACAAGUGUGUUAACAACUAAAAAAGCAACAUUUAGAGAAAAGAAGAAGUGAAGUCCGUAUAUAUCAUGAAUAUAAAUAUAGGAAAACGGCACUGUUGAUAAGUUUGAGCUGUCAAGUCAAAAAUGGUGUUGAUUUGAUUGGGGUUGUUUUUCUCGUGAGUGAGUGAAUGAAUGAAUGAAUGAAUAAAUGAAUGAGCAAGAGUGCGUUUAGCUCCUUCUUAUUUUGGGCUCUGCUAGGUCCAAAUGUCGCUCCAUUCUUUUGUACAGAUGAAGCUACAGAAAAAAAGAAAACAAAAAGAAGAGGGCAAAAUUUGUAAAAUAUUGUGUCUGUGACUCCUUGUAAAAUAUUUUCAAAUGGUUUAUUACAGAGAAUCAGUUAAUAAAUAAUGUUCAUAUUUUUCACUUCA